AUGGGAAUUCAUAUUCGAUGGUGGGAUUGGAUUUCCAACGGUUCAUUUGAGAGUUAUUUGUAUGUCUCCAAAGUAGCUAGGGAAAGUAUUCUUCAUCAUCAAACUGGCCACGGUUUUCGAUUCAACAACGGAAAUGGAAUGUGGUCUGGUGAGAAAGGUUUGGCUAUUGAGGGUGAGGAAAGGCUAAGCCGUUUAAACGGUUAUCUCUCCGAAUUGACUGCUAGUGGAAUUAGACAUAUCUUCAAACCCUUGGAGGAAUCUGGGAUUCUGGUUUGCAGAACCGAUGAGGAGUUAUUGCGAGCUUUGGAGUGUGAACUGAUUGGAGGCUUAGUUGACUUGUCGAUGAGAGCUGUCGAAGACAGUGACAGCCACAGAGUAAUCACUGAAAAUUGUGGAGGCGGUGGUGGUGGUUUGAGUUAUGGAAGGAGCCACCGGAGAUUGCAAAGAUUCCAGUCGCGUAAAGGAGUUAUGGUUUGCAUCGUGUUCGGUGUGGAGCUCCUGCGACCACCAAAAGGAGUCAUCGGAGGUUGGAGACGCGGUAUAGACUCGCCGGAAGGUGUCACGCCGUCCACUGGAAACAUAAUCGGAUGA
Messenger RNA from Arabis nemorensis, 591 nucleotides. NCBI's taxonomy places the organism in Eukaryota, Viridiplantae, Streptophyta, Magnoliopsida, Brassicales, Brassicaceae. The record is from the annotation of a GenBank genome assembly.